Molecule: messenger RNA, 927 nt
Organism: Aspergillus bombycis
Lineage: Eukaryota; Fungi; Ascomycota; Eurotiomycetes; Eurotiales; Aspergillaceae
Product: ketopantoate reductase family protein
Exons: 1
Coding region: 1-927 (308 amino acids)
Biological process (GO): pantothenate biosynthetic process
Cellular component (GO): mitochondrion; cytoplasm
Molecular function (GO): NADP binding; 2-dehydropantoate 2-reductase activity
Source: RefSeq, a predicted model, not a curated record
AUGGUCACUGGAAAAGGCUACCGGAACAAUUUGGAAGAAAUUUACUGUCACGCGAUCACCCUCAUCGUUGCAGUCAAGGCAAACUACACCCGAUCUGUUUUAGCCACUGUCAAGCAUCGAUUAUCCAGAAACAGCACCAUUUUGUUCUUGCAGAACGGUAUGGGCACUCUAGAGGAGGUUGACGAAAGCGUCUUUCCAGAUCCAGCGCAAUGGCCACAUUAUAUGAUUGGCAUCAACACCAAUGGAACGUCCCGGCUGGGCCAGUUGUCUGCAUAUCAUACGAGCCUGGGCGAAAUCCCUUUUGGUAUGGCUCCUAGGAUCUCUUCUCCUGAGGCAUGCCAUGGCCAGUGGCACCAAGACCCCAGGCUCAUUCAUUCUGCCUGGCCCUUGAUUGAGGCUCUGUCCAACGGCCCCAACCUGAAUGCCCGGCUUGUGAGUGUUGAGGAAGUUCUCCAUCUGCAGCUGAGGAAGCUGGCGAUAAACGCGGUCUUGAAUCCACUCACUGCUCUGCUGGAAUGCAAAAUCGGCAUGCUAUAUUCUUCACAGCAGCCGUGGGUCCAAAGGCUGAUUGAGCUUAUGCUGGAGGAGAUAUCAGCGGUACUAAGGACACUUCCGCUACCGUUCCAGACAAGCUUUGAUAUGAAAGCGGGGUUCGCAGCGAACCAGUUAAUUUCAAUGGUUGAAGGCAUGGCUCAACGUCUCUCCCAACACAACUCGUCCAUGAUGCAGGAUAUAAGCAAUGGAUCUGAAACCGAGGUUGCCUACCUAAAUGGAUUUUUGAUCAGAUUGGGCAUGCAGCUUGGAAUAGAUUGUCCUGUCAAUGAUUACAUCCUGCAGGCGGUGCUGGACAAACAAGUGUCGCGGCGCCAUGGUGGUCCCAAACAACGAGUUAACACCAAACAGCAAAGGAAAGCUCAACCAGUCUGA